UCCUUUCCUCCAGCUUAAUAGACAAGUAUAUUUCUCAUUGCCCUAGCCCUGGUAUUCCUAACGGCGGGGAAAGCCUCAAAUAAUUUCGGUGCCCUCUAGAUCUCCCCAACCUGCCUUUAGUCUUUGCGAGAGGAGUGAGAGAGCCUCCUAUUACUAUCCCUUUUGUUAUUUCAUUACAUUAUUUAAUAGGCUCCCUCUACAGAACCAAAAAUAGCCUUAUUUUCUCCCUGUACUCACCCCAAAACUGUUAAAACAGCAGAAAAUCUUUUUUUUUUUAAGGUUGUGGGGGAAGGCAGAAGAAGAAAAUUUGAUUGUGAUAGUGGUGGAUUUUUUCCAAUUUCCCCACAGCUGUUAUCAAAACAUGCAAAUGAGAUUUUCCAGCAGGAUCUUAAACAAAUCUGGAGGAGUUAAUGCCGAAGCAAAAUAAUCAGCGCGUUUGAAGUGACUGAGUUUCAGUUUGUCUUUUCUCCCCGAUAUUAUUGCAGGAGAAUGAUAAUUAGACCUUUAGAAAUCCAAAGGGUCUCUCUUGAUCUCUUCCCUCUCUCAUUUCUUCCCCCUCCUUUCUCUCUCCCUCCCUCUCUUUCUCUCUCCCUCCCUCUCUCUUGCUCCCUCCCUCUCCCUUUCUCUCCGGCUCUGAGGUUGGCAAAGGGGGUUUUCUUAAUCAGACUGUUUUUGGACCCAAGGAAAGGAGGAAGAAGGAGGUUGUGAUGGAGAAAGGGGGUCUGUGAAACGUCAGGCACGGCACAAAGGCUUUGCCACGUAAUUACAGGCUCCUAUUAAGUCGAGAUCUGCCCUCCCAGGGGUCUCCAAUUUUCUUGUAUUCCCUACAAAGCCUCCUCUGCAUGCCAGUUUGUGCCUUUUGAUGUGCCAGAGAGCUUCUUGAUCCAACUGAGAAGGAAAAAGGAGCCCAGCAAGAAGAGGGGGAGAGAGAGAAGGGAAAGGGGGGAACCCACCAGCACCCUCCAUCGGACUCUUGAAGCCCAAUUUUUUUUUAAUUCUUAAUUUUUUUUUAACUCCUUACAAAAAGUAAAGUGAGAAUCCUGCUCUCUAAUACAUCUGCAAGACAUCACCCUCUCCUCCUGAAACUUUAGUCACUCCUGAGAAUCCACAGGAGUGCAGAGAGGGGGGAACACGUUUUCUUGAAGAUGUUUUAAAGCUGGAACAAGCCUUCUUCUGUUGGUGCUUGAACUCUUGCCUGGGAAUAACUUUUUUAACCUUUAAAAAAACCCUCCACUUUGAUUCUUCUCUCCCACCCCUUCUUCUCUCUUCUUCUGUUUGCCUAACUCCCCCGCCCUGCUGGCCUCCGCUUUCCUCUCUCCCCCUUAUUAUUAUUUUUAGUCUGUGCCUGUGGAUGCUUUUGGAGAGUUGGAAGGGAUUUUUUUCUCCUGACUUGAACAUAGGGUGACUUUUUAAUAUUGUAUUUUGGUGUGGAUUAUCUCUUUGGACCGCGCCGGACUUGGCCUCAGGAAAGCAACCAAGGCUACGGAAGGCGGCUGGUGCAGAACGCUCUGCUCUACAGAAGGGGGUCCCCCGCCCUCUUUUCCACUUUUUUUUUUUUUUUUUUUGGCCUUCCUCUCUUUCCCUCCCUCUUCCUCUCUCUCUCUCUCUCUCUCUCUGUCUGCACUGCCCCCCUCUUUCUUCCCCACUCGGCUCCUCUCCCCCCUCGCGCCCACAGCGUUUGGUGUUGAUUCGAGCGGGAAGAGGGGGGUGGGUGGGAUCGGUGGGGGAGACCAUGACCUCCAGCUACGGGCACGUUCUGGAGCGGCAACCGGCGCUGGGCGGCCGCUUGGACAGCCCGGGCAACCUCGACACCCUGCAGGCGAAAAAGAACUUCUCCGUCAGUCACCUGUUAGACCUGGAGGAAGCUGGGGACAUGGUGGCAGCACAGGCGGACGAGAACGUGGGCGAGGCUGGCCGGAGCCUGCUGGAGUCGCCGGGACUCACCAGCGGCAGCGACACCCCGCAGCAGGACAAUGAUCAGCUGAACUCAGAGGAAAAAAAGAAGAGAAAGCAGCGAAGGAAUAGGACAACUUUCAACAGCAGCCAGCUGCAGGCUUUGGAGCGUGUCUUUGAGCGGACACACUAUCCUGAUGCUUUUGUGCGAGAAGACCUUGCCCGCCGGGUGAACCUCACUGAGGCCAGAGUGCAGGUGUGGUUUCAGAACCGAAGAGCCAAGUUCCGCAGGAAUGAGAGAGCCAUGCUAGCCAAUAAAAAUGCUUCCCUCCUCAAAUCCUACUCAGGAGACGUGACUGCUGUGGAGCAGCCCAUCGUACCUCGUCCUGCUCCGAGACCCACCGAUUAUCUCUCCUGGGGGACAGCAUCUCCGUACAGAUCCUCGUCCCUCCCAAGAUGUUGUUUACACGAGGGGCUUCAUAACGGAUUCUAACGGAAGACACUGAAAAGCGCCAUGGCUACAUAUUCUGCCACAUGUGCCAACAAUAGCCCUGCACAGGGCAUCAACAUGGCCAACAGCAUUGCCAACCUGAGACUGAAGGCCAAGGAAUAUAGUUUACAGAGGAACCAGGUGCCAACAGUCAACUGAGGAAAAAAUAAUUAAACAGGCCUAAGAAGAAAUCAAAAACCAUAAGACACCUAUCCCGCUCUGUUAUUUCUUCAUCUGCUGGGGGAAAAAAGUAAAUCACAAACAAACAAAAAACAGAACUAAAACAUUGGGACCAUGGCAGAGAAAAGCAGGAGAGGAGCAAAAUGAAAACUAGUUAACAAAUGUUCUUCCUCCCUCUGGGAUACCACCACCACUUGUUUCUGUGUGUGCUUAUUUUGUUUUUCUUCCUAUUCAUGCUUUGCUUAAUAUACUCCAAGCUUCUUCAGCUAGGUUCAGCCCACCCAGCCACCCCCAUGAGUGUAUAAAGUUAUUUUAAAAACUACAGCAGCCAAAGAAACUAUAUAUAUAUAUAUCCAGAAUGAUUGCCUCUAGUCUCCUCAUUGACUUGUUUGAACCUGAGUGCCUUACCUGUCCUCUUCCCAGUUCUCUUUAUAGAAGCUGUAGCAGCUUUUGAAAAGCCAAAGUCUUUCUGAAGAAUCUGUGCCGGACAGACAUAAUUCCCUUUCUCAUUGUCUCCAUCUUUGUUGGUCAUGGUAAGGUUUUUCCAGCAGCCUCUGAAAAAAGAGUUGUGCACAACAUCUGGUCACUGGACUGUCUGAACCAAUGUAAUUGGCUGUGUCUGGCUAAUUCUAAGUACUAAGCUCUACAUCUAAGCUAUAUAUUUAAGCUCGAAGCUAUAGAUUAUAUCACUAUCACCACCACCCCUCACCCCACACAAACCAUCAGUUAUCUUAAGUUAAAGAUAUUUGUUGUGUUUAAAUGAUUUGCUAUCACAGACCAUUUGGUAUAAGAAAUACUUUUCACAUGAGAGAGGAAGAGAAAUUUCUCUAGAAACACAAAGAGUGAGUCGUAAAAGCCAUGCCUACAUCUCUUUGGUGCCUUAAGGAUGGUGAGAUGCACAGUUAUAUAUGUACUGUGUGUGUGUGUGUGUAUAUAUAUAUAUAUAUAUAUGAAUAUAUAUAUAUAUGAAUAUAUACAUAUAUAUAUAUAUAUAUAUAUAUAUAUAUUGCGAACUUGAGUUUCCAGUUUCCCAAACAAUACAAAAAGCAAAUUACAUACCAUCACCACUGUUCUUCUCUCUAUAGUGAUGAGACAUUAAUUAGGGAUCCUGCUGCUUUUCUUUUUCUACACAAAAUUCUCAUUAAAGCCAGAGAACAAUUGAUAGGGCAGCUGUUUGAGGACAGGUCUCAUUUUCACAUUAGGGCUUUAAAUGAAUUAGAAACUAUUUGAGGCUAUAAAAAUGUCCUUGAGUUUGGAGCCUGAGCUCUGGUGAAAUGUUGAUACAUCUGAUCUAUCAUGGGAAUUGCAGUUAGUGAGAGGAGGGAAAACUAUUUAGUCAUCUACGCUUUCUUCACUCAACAGGAAUAUGAAAGACACAUGUUUAAGUGGAAUACCUAAAGGUUUUUCCAAAUUCCAACAUUUAAAAGGCAAUUGUGGGCUAUUUUUAUUUUUUAAUAUUUUGAAAUAAAGUUUAGUGUCUAGGGCUGGGAGCCAGGACUGAUCUUUCAUUUCUUUUUCUUUGUUCCCAGCCAUGCUUUUGUAACUUACCAGGUGGACUUGACCAACUACAUUACUACCAUGCUGUGCCUCAGUUUGUCCAUUUGUAAAAUGGGGUUAACAAUACUUACCUACCUCACAGGGGUGUUGUGAGGCUCUAUUCAUUUGCUCCUUUCUUCUUUCCUGUAUUCUCUGUAUGUCCAGCACUUUGUAGCCAUGGGAGGAAGGGACUAAAGUGUACAAUGUAAAUGGGAUGAUACGGUACCUGGAAGCCUUGUUUUCUAGUAAGGAAAUGCUACCUUGCUGUACAUACUUAUAACCUUGUAUUUGGAAAUGAGAAAUAGGUUUAUAUUUUCAGAUCUCUCAAAAAUCACAUCAUUUGACCAAAGAAUAAUUUAAGACACAUAGAACAGAAUAUUUUUAAUUUAUAUUUUCAUCCUGACCGGCUUAGUUCUAAUAACUUUUAGUUGUGAGUAAUUAAAAAACUUUGGAUCAAUUUUGGUCAAAUAUGCCAACUUUGUACUCUGAGUGACAGACAAGGAUUUUGGGGUUUAAGAUGCACUUUUAGCACAUAUUUGUAUUUCCCUUGGCAUAUCAGAUUGAGCUAAGGGUGAUGUUAUUUCAGUCUAAUAGCCACCAAUCUGAAAUUGUAUUUCAAAUGUUGAUUCUGCAGUUCUUUAAAUAAUAAUGAAGCUCAUCUUAUACAUUUUGCUUUCACCAAUUGAUUCUCUCUUCUUUUAACCUACUAUUAAAACAUUUGUUACUGAAUGAUUCAAGUAGGCUUGCUGAACAGCACACAUUACAUGCUUCCUGAAGAGUUUCCACAUUCAUCCAUCUGUCCCAUUAGUUGCUGUGGAUUAUCAAGUUUUGAAAGAACAGUACAUCCCAACAGACUGAAACAUUCUUAAGUGAAAUGAGUAUAACCCAAGAAAAUGGUGAACUUUGGAGGUUUGGAGUUCGGAGAGAAUGGCUAAGAUUUGAAUUAUAGGGAGGGAACAGAAAUCAUACAUGAAAAGAUUUUAUUGAGAAGGGAGAAAUCUUAGCUAGAGGGAUAUGUGAAGCAAAAUCAUUUGGAAUUUUCAUUUGGACAUCCAUUUCCAGUGGUAAACAGCAAAGCCUGAACCCACAAACCCAAAUGACAGGUGAAAUUGGGGGGUUCUAUUCAAUGUCUCGGGCAAGUGAUGUCUGGAAAUAUCAUAGAGUAACCAGUGCUGGUCAGCCAAAGUAAUAUUCACUGCUGGUGAACCAAUACCACAAGCAUCUAUUAUCUAAGCACUUGAUCAAGAAGUAUACAUGUAGUGCAGGCUCUCAAAUUUGUUCAUUUAUUGUCGAUUUUUAAAAAUACAAGUUUGGUAUGUGAUUUGGAGAAGAAGUGGUCUGGAUCUUAAGCCAGUUGUCAGUGGAGGGCUUCAGGGCCACAAACAUCAAGACUUAUCCCUGUUCCUCACCAUCAUGAUACCAGAUACAGGUGAAUACAUAGGAACUGUCUGUGUCCUCAAUCUCCCUCCAAACAAGAUGCUGAUUUGUAGGGUACUUGGCAGGUUAAAUUAAACCAGAAGAGGUGACUUAAUAAAAAAGGGAAUGACAUUUAGGGUAUAAAGAUCUCAUAAGAAAUAUAAUAUGUAAAUUAUAUCUUGCUUUAUGUUGUAAAAUAUACAUUGUUUGCGCUAGAAUAGAAAUGAUUUCUUUUCAAUAAAAAGAAAGAAGGAUA
Molecule: messenger RNA, 5771 nt
Organism: Sapajus apella (tufted capuchin)
Lineage: Eukaryota; Metazoa; Chordata; Mammalia; Primates; Cebidae
Gene: PRRX1
Product: paired related homeobox 1
Exons: 5
Coding region: 1733-2386 (217 amino acids)
Biological process (GO): regulation of DNA-templated transcription
Molecular function (GO): DNA-binding transcription factor activity, RNA polymerase II-specific; DNA binding
Source: RefSeq, a predicted model, not a curated record